CAUAAAAAUGCGAGCUUUUCCCACAGCCGUCGAGGCUCAAAAGACCAAACUUGGGUGGCAAUGUCCAUAUUCCUCAAGACCAGUUACUGUCGGCAUUUAUCUUCAACCGCCAUGGCAAUGUGCUCGAGCUUUUGCCCUCAGAUUCCUAAUCACUUUAGAGGGAAACCCAUUUCUCUAUUCUCUUCAAGACCACCAUUUUCUGUUUCCUUCAAGGCCUUGUCUUCUCGAGCGUACGAUGAUCCUCCUAAAGCAGAUAAAUUGCCGGCAAACAUUGGUUUCCUUGGUAUUGGAAUUAUGGGUUCUCCAAUGACACAAAAUCUUAUAAAAGCUGGGUGUGAUGUGACUGUUUGGAAUCGGACCAAGAGCAAAUGUGAUCCUCUCAUCAGCUUAGGUGCAAAAUAUAAAUCAUCUCCUGAGGAAGUAGCUGCAUCUUGUGAUGUCACAUUUGCCAUGCUUUCGGAUCCUGAGAGUGCAGUUGAUGUUGCUUGUGGGAAGCAUGGAGCUGCGAGCGGAAUGAGUUCAGGAAAAGGGUAUGUGGAUGUUUCAACUGUUGAUGGUGCAACCUCUAAAUUGAUUUCUCAACAUAUUAAAUCCACUGGAGCAUUGUUUUUGGAGGCUCCAGUUUCCGGCUCAAAAAAGCCAGCAGAAGAGGGUCAGCUCAUAUUUCUUACAGCAGGAGAUAAAUCUCUUUAUGAAACAGUUGGUCCUUUCUUAGACAUCAUGGGGAAGUCAAGAUUCUACCUCGGGGAUGUCGGAAAUGGGGCUGCCAUGAAACUUGUUGUGAACAUGGUCAUGGGAAGUAUGAUGGCCUCAUUUGCUGAAGGGCUGCUUCUCAGUGAGAAAGCAGGACUAGACCCAAGCGUACUCGUUGAGGUCAUCUCGCAGGGCGCAAUUAGCGCACCAAUGUACUCGAUGAAAGGCCCGUCAAUGAUCAAAUCCCUUUAUCCUACUGCAUUUCCCUUGAAGCAUCAACAGAAGGACUUGAGGCUUGCUCUGGGUUUAGCUGAAUCUGUGAACCAACCCACUCCGAUUGCAGCAGCUACGAAUGAACUCUACAAAGUAGCCAAAUCAUACGGCCUCAGUGACCGGGAUUUUUCGGCUGUCAUCGAGGCGUUGAAAGGAAAGUUGCAGCAGUGAACAAAAUAGCCUCGGCUUUUCAUCCCCGAGAGGUGAGUUUAUUGUAGCUGCCCUUUAUCAUGGUCAUCUGCAGCUAGAGCCCGAUUAAAUUGAUUAAUUCUUUGAAGAACAUAAACUCAGCCUCAUAGAAGUUGGAAGUCAAUAAUAUAAUUCCGUGUAAUAGCUUAUACAAUUUUAUUA
This is a messenger RNA of Morus notabilis, 1317 nucleotides long. RefSeq names its product glyoxylate/succinic semialdehyde reductase 2, chloroplastic. The record is from RefSeq and is a predicted model, not a curated record. NCBI's taxonomy places the organism in Eukaryota, Viridiplantae, Streptophyta, Magnoliopsida, Rosales, Moraceae. The transcript is spliced from 12 exons. Bases 61 to 1137 code for a protein of 358 amino acids. Gene Ontology annotation, molecular function: NAD binding; NADP binding; glyoxylate reductase (NADPH) activity. Gene Ontology annotation, cellular component: chloroplast.